Sabethes cyaneus is the source of this 2917-nucleotide messenger RNA. RefSeq lists its product as uncharacterized. The transcript has 8 exons. Bases 1576 to 2703 code for a protein of 375 amino acids. Lineage: Eukaryota; Metazoa; Arthropoda; Insecta; Diptera; Culicidae. The record is from RefSeq and is a predicted model, not a curated record.
UCGGGGGAGAAUCGGAUAGUCGUCACUGGACCUUUGUGAAUUUCCAUCGGAAUAAUUGUGGAUUUGACGGCAAUUUUCUCGCCAUUCAAGGUGUGAGGCAAACAAGGGUGCACUGGGACCGAUACCCGCUAGUUGUCCGCGAUGGUGCACCUAACGAUCUAGGUCAUGCGAUUGUUUCUGCACACGGGUAGUAUGGAACAUGGGUGCCCCCAUCGGGUUCUGUUAGUUCCGGAAGCGGACGUGUGAAGUGAUUUUUCGAUGUUUGUUUGCUCAACAAAGCUUCGCUCUAUUUGGGUAAUUGAAUUAAUCAAUGUUUGUCAGGGCCGAGUGCGUCUUUUCUCGGCCCUGCUCUGUGCGAGGGGGCAGCUAAAGCAUGGGUCUGUGACUGUUGUCUAGUGCUGCUGGUGAAGGGAUGGUUUUUCGUUUCUGUCCGUCUACAUACAUUUCGCCUGGCAGCUGCCGGAAAAGUGAGUGAGAUUACAGUGAUCAAUGUUGCGUAAUAUUAAUGUUAAUGGUUCUCGUUUUUUACGCCCGUUUGUUGUGACGAUGAUCAAGUGAAAUCGACAAGUCCUUCGGUAGUCUAUUCGAGGGGGCAGUGGAUGUAAGCACUAUGUGAAGUGGUGGAGAAAGUAUAGUGGUCAUAGAGGGGAAAAAAUUAUCUGUAGUAGAAGAAGUUAUAAUACGGUUUGCGAAGAACCGGAAUCGGGAAAAUCGCUCGAGCAGUGAUCCUGCUGAAGACGAGAGGAAGCAUCGAAUGGUCGAUGGGAAAUUUUGUGACAAGUUUCCCGUCUUCGCGGCUUCUGAGGGAGGGCAUACGUUAAUGUAAUUAUGAAGAAGUGUGAGAACGCCGUCAGCUGAAGCGGAAAAAGUUUCUUCCAGCUGGUUCCGAACUGGCUCUACUAGCGACUCUAUCCGCUUAUCGACGUCGGAAGCGUACAGCGGCUGUAUAGAAGUGUGUUCGGCUCGGAAGCGGAAGUGAAGUGUUGCUCGUAUUGUAGCCUGCCCACAUUUCGAGUGUAGUGUUUGGCUGCGAUUCGGGAGUGAAACGGGCUUACCAGUAGUGUCGUCGUCCUACGUAUUCGUACAGCCGGAGUCACAGCUGCUUGGCGAGCGUGCAAUCUAGGCCGGCCCCGCUAACGCGCUAACCGUUUAAAACCCAACAGUCGACAGGUGUCAGCAAGUUUCAGCGCCCCGUACCAGGCACAGAAGGCGUAAUUUGCCUACUCGACUUGACAAAACCAAUGCAAAACAACUGACGGAAAAGCAAAUCAAAAAGUUAGUGUGAGUAUAUGUGUACAGGUGUUCACGGUUGCGAAUCACAGCUGCAAGUGGUAAGUGUGCACUCAAGCAAGUGUUUAACAAACGUGGGAAAAGAAGGUUGUGAAAAGUAAGGCAAAAAUCAAAGCGAGAAGUUGUGUCCUCACCAUACACAGCUCCAGCUGCAGCAGCAGUGACAUCGUCGGCAUCGUCGAGUCAGAAUCGGAACGACGAAGGAAGCACAAGGAAAAAAGUCGUUCUACUUGUUGAUUAAAUUUAAGAACUUGAUUAUGCGCAGCAGCUGAAGCGGAGAUAAAAAUGACUCGUUCAACUGGCGUCAGAAAUACCAGCAGAAGCAACAACAAUAAUAGCUUGAGUCACCACCCAACGGAAACGCCUUGGAACAGCAGCAGCAGCAGCAGCUGGCAAAGCCGCACAACCAGCCCAGCGAGAGACAGCAACUUCACAGCGAUGUCAAAGAGGAGGAAAAUUGUUUACGGCUGGUUUAAUUUCAUCUUCUUAUGCUGGAUAAUGUUCGCCGAACAGUUCGUUAGCGUGCUCAGCCUCAAGGAUCUGAAAAUCUUCGUACCGGAUGCAGUAAUAAUGGGAAAUGCAGCUACACUGUCGUGUCAAUUCGAGCUGGAAAAAGCCACGCUCUACUCGGUACGGUGGUACUUCGAGAGUGAGGAAUUUUACCGGUACGUGCCAAAGGAAUCACCACCGGCCAGAACGUUCCCGGUAUCUGGCAUUACUGUCGAUGGAUCCCAAUCAGAUGCCACUUCGGUGACGCUGCGCGGAGUAACGCGGGACCUUACCGGACAGUUUCAGUGCGAGGUAUCCGAGGAUGCACCCCUGUUUCACACCGAUAUCCGACAGGCACGAAUGCAGGUUGUCGAACUGCCCAAGCAGGAUCCGCAGAUGCAGCUUGACAAAACGCACAUAACCACGUUGGACAACUUCCGGGCGGUCUGCACGGUGGGAACGUCCUUCCCGCCAGCCAACAUCACCUGGUACAUCAACGCAAAGAAGAUCCACCGUUCGCCAUACCAACGAAUCACGUAUCGCUCGUACGAAGGCACACCGACGUUCUCCUCGCUGGAGAUGUACCCGCACAGUCAGGUCCUACAGGAUAUCUACCAAAGCAUGCCUCCGUUCCAGACCAGCCUGACCGUUAUGUGCGAAAUAACGAUCCUACACAUCUACACGAAAAGCGCCCAGCAGAUGAUCAUCGUUAGCGAUCUGGUGACGACCAUUUCACCGGCUUUGCUCGGUCUGGACGGAUCGAACAACCGACGGAAAGCGAACGGUGAUCCGGACAAUUCGGCCCUAACCGGUGCCGGAGCACGUCUAACAGCUAUUGGAGCCCUCGGGUGCACUCUAGUUACGGUGAUGGUGCUAUUGUUGUCCCUAAAGCAACGAGUCGUCAGUACAGUACAUCGUUGGUGACCGACUCGGGCGACUUUGUAAAUACAAACUCUAAAAACAAUGACUGUUGCACACUGUCAAACAGCUCACUACAAAUUGAUCCAAAAUUGAAUGAUUACAACAGGCACUCAAAUACACUUAAAAUACUUAUAUUUAUAAAGAAACAUUUAGCGAAUGGGACUGUUGAAAUGUGCAUGUAACAUAAAUGUAUUUGGGCUUUUUACACUAACCAUAC